AUGUGCACUUCUGGGUUUAGCAAUAUGGGGCAUCUGUUGUCACCUCUCCUCUUGAGCCUGGCAGCAGUUUUUUCCAAAGUGACUGAGAGUCGAGGGAUCCUGGAGAGUAUACAGAGAUUUUCUUUACUGCCAACUUACUUGCCCGUGACCUAUCGUAUCCACAAUGCGGAUGUUUCCUUCUUUCUUAAGGAAGCCAACCAGGAUAUUAUGAGGAAUUCUAGCUUGCAGUCCCGAGUGGAGUCCUUUCUGAUCUACAAAUCCAAGAGGCCACCUGUGUUAAAUGCCAGCUAUGGACCUUUUUCCAUUGAACAAGUAGUGCCCCAGGACUUAAUGUUGUCUUCAAAUCCAUUUGGAUCUACUAACAAGUUCUCCUUUAAUUGGAAACUUAAGGCCUUCAUAGUGAGUGACAAAAUUUACCUGAGCAAGCCCAAAGUCCAGGUCCUGUUCUACAUCGUGGGCAGGGACUGGGAUGACUAUAGCACCACGGAACGGCUGCCCUGCCUGCGGGUGUUUGCCUUCCGAGAGACACGGCAAGUCAGAGGCAGCUGCAGGCUGAAAGGGGAUCUGGGGUUGUGUGUGGCAGAGCUGGAGCUCCUGCCAAGCUGGUUUAACCCCCCCACGGUUGUUGCCGGCCGUAAGAAACCAAUGGAUCAAUCUGAAGGGAGCCCUGUGGAGCUUUACUAUGCCAUACAACCAGGAGAUGAGAAAGGGGAAUGCACCAAGGAGGAUGUAAGGAAAAGUAAUGGGAUCCGACCAGGGCGCAAUGACAUUGAUGAGUCGGGACCUCCCUUGCAGAGGAUUGGAAGUGUUUUCCUUUACCAGACACAUGCUGCCCCUUCCUUAAAUGAAAUGAGAUUGGAUAAUAAUAUUGCCAUCCAGUAUGCACCAAAGACUGUCAAGCAAGGUGACAUUUUGACUUUCUUUGUAUCUGUUGCUAAAAAUUCAACAGAAGAUCAGUUCACACUGAGGGCAAAGGUGAAGAAAGGUGUGAACGUUUUCAGUGUAAGAGCCAGCAGCCCAUACUUAUGGGACAUCAGAGAGAGCAUGGAUUAUACUGGGAAAUAUGCACCAGCUGUUAUUGUUUGCCAGAGGAAAUCUGCUGCCUCUGAAAACAGUGCGGAUGGUCCUUCCUCUGAAAUCAUGCAAAUUGAUUUUGAAAUUGAAGACCUAACUGACUUACCUGGGACCCAGCUCAUCACAUGGCAAGUAGAAUAUCCUGGAGAUACAGCAUCUGAUCUAGGAAUCUCCAAGAUCUACGUAAGCCAGAAGGACCUGGUAGGAGUUCUCCCUUUGGCUAUGGAAGCAGAGAUCCUGAAUACAGCUAUCCUCACUGGGAAAACAGUGGCUGUCCCUGUCAAAGUCAUCUCCGUGGAAGAUGAUGGGACUGUGACUGAUCUUCUGGAAUCUGUGGAGUGCAGAUCAUCUGAUGAAGACGUCAUUAAGGUUUCUGACAGAUGUGACUAUGUCUUUGUCAAUGGGAAGGAAAUGAAAGGGAAAGUGAAUGUCGUAGUUAAUUUUACUUACCAGCAUCUGAGUGCCCCUUUAGAAAUGACAGUCUGGGUUCCUCGUCUCCCGCUGCAGAUAGAGGUCUCUGACACAGAACUAAAUCAGAUCAAGGGGUGGAGAGUCCCCAUCAUCUCUAAUAAGAGAGCAGCCAGGGACAGCGAUGAUGAAGAAGAGGAUGAACGUAAGGGAAGAGGCUGUGCCCUUCAGUACCAACAUGCGAUGGUGCGAGUCCUCACACAGUUUGUAGCUGAAGCCUCAGACCCUGGUGGCCAGCUGAGCUAUUUACUGGGUUCUGACUGGCAGAUUGACAUUACCGACCUGGUGAGUGACUUCAUGCAGGUGGAGGAGCCAAGAAUCGCUAAGCUGCAGGACGGACAGGUUUUGAUUGGGCAGGAGCUUGGAAUGACGACAAUUCAGAUAUUGUCCCCCCUUUCGGAUGCUAUCUUGGCUGAGAAGACAGUGACGGUUCUGGAUGAGAAGGUGACAAUAACUGACCUGGGAGUGCAGCUGGUAACUGGAUUGUCGCUUUCUCUGCAGCUCAGUCCAGGAAGCAAUAAGGCCAUCUUUGCUACAGCAGUAGCACAAGAGCUGCUGCAAUCUCCAAAGCAGGAAGCAGCCAUCAGCUGCUGGAUCCAGUUCAGUGAUGGGUCUGUCAUGCCCCUGGAUAUUUAUGACUCCAAAGACUUCUCCUUAUCAGCUACAUCUCUGGAUGAGAAGGUGGUCUCCAUUCACCAUGACCCUAAAUUCAAGUGGCCUGUGAUUGCUGCUGAAACAGAAGGCCAGGGGACACUGGUGAAGGUAGAGAUGGUGAUCAGUGAAUCAUGCCAGAAAUCCAAAAGAAAGAGCAUCCUAGCUGUUGGCAGUGGUAGCAUUAAAGUCAAGUUUGGGCAGAGUGAUGCCAACCCUAACAUCAGUGACAGUAAACACAGGGGUGCUGGUGUCCACCUAGAAAAUCAUGCCAGUGACAGGCGUCAGAAAACCACUUUGCAGGAAAGAGCUGGGCUAGAUGGCCAGUAUUACAGCUCCUCAGUGGGCCAUGAGCAAGGCAAAGGGACCACCACUCAAAGAUCUAUUUUAAGUAAAAAAGAAGACAGAGAAAGCCUCCUGGAUGACGACAGCCAUCUGCAGAACAUCCCAAUAGACUUCACAAGCUUCCCUGCACAGGUGGAUCUGCCAAGAAACAACGGAGACUUGGAAGAGAAUGACCUAGUCCAGACCCCUAGGGGACUCAGCGACCUGGAGAUAGGCAUGUAUGCUCUUCUGGGAGUCUUUUGCCUGGCAAUUCUGGUGUUCCUUAUCAACUGUGUCACUUUUGCUUUGAAGUACAGAAACAAGCAAGUUCCCUUUGAAGAGCAAGAAGGCAUGAGCCACUCUCAUGACUGGGUUGGGCUGAGCAACAGGACAGAACUUCUGGAGAAUCACAUAAAUUUCUCAUCUCAACAAGAUGAACGUAUCACAGCCAUUGAUAGAGGAUUGGACUAUGAAGAGAGCAAAUAUCUCCUCAACACAAAUGCCACCAAAAAUAUUAACGGACAAUCUUUCAAGUCUACUGAGUCCCCAUUCGCUGAUGGGAAAGAACAGAAAAGUGAACCAACUGCUUCUCCUACCUCUAAGAGGAAACGGGUUAAAUUCACCACUUUUACCACCAUCUCCUCUGAUGACGGGUGUCCAACUGUCAACUCAAUCUUGAUGAGUAGUGAGGAUGACAUUAAAUGGGUCUGCCAGGAUAUGGACCUGGGGGAGUGCAAAGAACUUAAAAACUAUAUGGAGAGAUUACAUGAAAAUGCAUAA
This is a messenger RNA of Tauraco erythrolophus (red-crested turaco), 3297 nucleotides long. RefSeq names its product transmembrane protein 132D (gene TMEM132D). NCBI's taxonomy places the organism in Eukaryota, Metazoa, Chordata, Aves, Musophagiformes, Musophagidae. The record is from RefSeq and is a predicted model, not a curated record.